GUUUGUUUCAGGAAUAUUAGAAUUUUACUUUUAUAUUUGCAGGUUUAUCCUUACAAGAGCAAAAAAAUUUGAAUGAGUAUGAGGAAUCAGAAGUAAAAGUUGAAGACUUGUUCAAAAGUAGCAAACAAAAACAGAAAACUCAAACCAAUAUCAGAGCUACUAUGGGAUAUUGGAAGUUGAUUUGGUCAGAUUUUAAGAGCUGGUAUAGAAGAUGGAGAGUAAAGAACCAAGAGACUGUUAUAUUCAAGACAUACAUUAAAAACAUGGAAGGUAACUAUGGGUCAGCAAUUGGCUCUUUGUUUGUAUUUACAAGAUGGAUCAUGUUCCUGAAUGUUCUUCUUGCUGUCAUGUGGUUGUGUCUGGUCAUCUUUCCCUCAGCCAUCUCCUUUAACUAUGAUAAGAUUCAAGGACAUUUUGCUUUUAAAAAUCUGUUGGAUGGGAAGGUAUGUUUACUGUUAAUCUUUUAGAGAAAAAUUGUAAGC
Molecule: messenger RNA, 482 nt
Organism: Ruditapes philippinarum (Manila clam)
Lineage: Eukaryota; Metazoa; Mollusca; Bivalvia; Venerida; Veneridae
Product: transmembrane channel-like protein 1
Exons: 4
Coding region: 162-467 (101 amino acids)
Cellular component (GO): plasma membrane
Source: RefSeq, a predicted model, not a curated record